Messenger RNA from Acanthoscelides obtectus, 718 nucleotides. The record is from the annotation of a GenBank genome assembly. Lineage: Eukaryota; Metazoa; Arthropoda; Insecta; Coleoptera; Chrysomelidae.
AGCAAAUACAUCGACGCGCGUGCGGUAAAUCGUCACAUCACAAAAAGUGUCACUUUGUAUGCUACCUGUGCUCACGUUGCAGCGUCACAUUUAGGUUUGGGUCUUUAUUCAUGGGAAAGAUGUUCAACGACAACAGCCGUACUCAUCUUAUCCUUAAAUUAGCUAGAGAUGCCACUGAACGACAGGAUUAUGGAUGGGAAGUUAGGAAGGAGGAAGUCGAUGUUUUUGAUAUACAAGAUUCCGAAUUGAUUCAGAAUCAUAACGAAGAUGGUCCAGAAACUUUGUCGAAUGCCUUGGACAUAGAGGCGCAGCCAGAAGUAUGUCCAUAUAACAUUACAUUAGAGCCAUCGGAAGUGACCCAGUUUCCAGUCGAAAUAAAUUUAACAAGCAACCAACGUAAUCCCAGAUUGACUGAAGAUUGUACAGUUGUAGAUGAUCAGUCACUGUCAGGUCCAUUCAGUACUGAUGAUAGCAAUGCCGAUCCUGAUUAUGAUGUGAGUGAAGAGACAUCCACCACUUCAAGUUUAGCGUCAUCAUUAAUAAACGAGCCUGCAACGCUUCAUGAUGAAAGCAGUGGAGUUAAGAAAAGGAAGGUGCCAAAUCAGAAAAAAAAGGCAAAAAGCGGACAUCUAACAAGGAAAACUGGAUAAGCAAUACUGCUAAAAAGUUAAGGAAUACUGGACAGGCUUAUUUAUCAAAAGGAAAAAAGAUUAUUCCA